Rotaria sp. Silwood1 is the source of this 1365-nucleotide messenger RNA. The record is from the annotation of a GenBank genome assembly. Lineage: Eukaryota; Metazoa; Rotifera; Eurotatoria; Philodinida; Philodinidae.
AUGUUUGCUAAUUUAAUCUGUGGUUUUUUAAUGAAUUUUGUUACAGGUCAAGAUACUAUUGAUACACCACCUCCUAGUUGUGGAUGCUGUCCAUCAUCUUACUGUCAAGCAAAACAAGCACCAUGUUCAACAAACUUCGAUUGCGAAUGUUUGCUGAUGACAACGACCGGAGGAGGAAUGUGUGCUGAUACAGUUAUGUCAUGUAAAGAUUUAGUUCCAUGUGAAAAUGAUAAUCAGACAUGUUCAGUACCCAAUACUGUAUGUGUCAAUAAUACACGAUGCAACAUUCCUGUUUGUUAUCCGAUAGACCGUGCUUCUUCUCAACGGUGUCCAUCUUUCACUCGGGAAACUAUAACCAAUACGACAAGAUGGUUAAAUGCCACCAGUAUGUUUUUUGCUCGGAAUUGGCACACAGCAUCGGUACUUACCAGUGGAAAAGUCUUAGUAAUUGGUGGAUAUGGUAGCAUUGGCAUUUUGAAUAGUGCAGAACUAUACGAUCCAACAACAGGAGUUUGGACAAGGGCUGGCAACUUAAGUGAAGCACGAUAUAUGCACUCAGCAUCGGUGCUUACCAAUGGAAAAGUCUUAGUAGCUGGUGGAAGUGGUAACAGUGGCAUUUUGAAUAGUGCAGAACUGUACGAUCCAACAACAGGAGUUUGGACAAAGACUGGUAACAUGAGCGAUGUUCGGAGUUUGCACACAGCAUCGGUGCUUACCAAUGGAAAAGUCUUAGUAGCUGGUGGAAGUGGUAACGGUGGCUAUUUGAGUAGUGCAGAACUGUAUGAACCAUCAACAGGAGUUUGGACAAAGACUGGCAACAUGAGUGCUGAACAUUAUGCAUCCGCAGCAUCUCGGCUUGCCGAUGGAAAAGUCUUAAUAGCUAGUGGACUGAGUAACAUUGGCUAUUCGAUUAUUACAGAAUUGUACAAUCCAACAACAGGGGUUUGGACAAAGACUGGCAAUAUGAGUGAAGCACGAUAUAUGCACACAGCAUCGGUGCUUAUCAAUGGAAAAGUCUUAGUAGCUGGUGGAGGUGGUAACAGUGGCUAUUUGAAUAGUGCAGAACUGUAUAAUCCAUCAACAGGAGUUUGGACAAAAACUGGCAACAUGAGUGAUGCACGAUAUGGACUCACAGCGUCAAUACUUACCAAUGGAAAAGUCUUAGUAAUUGGCGGAUAUGGUUAUGGUGGCUAUUUGAGAAGUGCAGAGCUGUACGAACCAUCAACAGGUAUUUGGACAAAAAUUGGCAGCAUGAGCGUUGAACGAUACGCACCCGCAGCGUCCGUACUUACUAAUGGAAAAAUCUUAAUUACUGGUGGAUAUACUUCCAGUGGCCAAACGAAUAGUGCAGAAUUAUAUGCAUGA